Messenger RNA from Mus pahari (shrew mouse), 1539 nucleotides. RefSeq names its product bestrophin 1 (gene Best1). The record is from RefSeq and is a predicted model, not a curated record. Lineage: Eukaryota; Metazoa; Chordata; Mammalia; Rodentia; Muridae. Bases 1 to 1539 code for a protein of 512 amino acids. Gene Ontology annotation, molecular function: chloride channel activity. The transcript is spliced from 10 exons.
AUGACUAUCACCUACACAAACAAAGUAGCCAACGCCCGCCUGGGCUCGUUCUCGUCCCUCCUCCUGUGCUGGCGAGGCAGCAUCUACAAGCUGCUGUAUGGGGAAUUCCUUGUCUUCAUUUUCCUCUACUAUUCCAUCCGUGGACUCUACAGAAUGGUUCUCUCGAAUGAUCAGCAGCUGUUGUUUGAGAAGCUGGCUCUGUACUGCGACAGCUACAUUCAGCUCAUCCCUAUAUCCUUCGUUCUGGGUUUCUAUGUUACAUUGGUGGUGAGCCGCUGGUGGAGCCAGUACGAGAACUUGCCGUGGCCCGACCGCCUCAUGAUCCAGGUGUCUAGCUUCGUGGAGGGCAAGGAUGAGGAAGGCCGGUUGCUGCGGCGCACGCUCAUCCGCUACGCCAUCCUGGGCCAAGUGCUCAUCCUGCGCAGCAUCAGCACCUCGGUCUACAAGCGCUUUCCCACUCUUCACCACCUGGUGCUAGCAGGCUUUAUGACCCAUGGGGAACAUAAGCAGUUACAGAAGUUGGGCCUACCACACAACACAUUCUGGGUGCCCUGGGUGUGGUUUGCCAACCUGUCAAUGAAGGCUUAUCUUGGAGGUCGAAUCCGGGACACCGUCCUGCUUCAGAGCCUGAUGAAUGAGGUGUGCACCUUGCGUACUCAGUGUGGACAGCUGUAUGCCUACGACUGGAUAAGUAUCCCAUUGGUGUACACACAGGUAAGAACUGUGGGAAAGCCGGGCGUGGUGGUGGCAGAACAGCUCAUCAACCCCUUCGGGGAGGAUGAUGAUGAUUUUGAGACCAACUGGAUCAUUGACAGAAACCUGCAGGUGUCCCUGUUGUCCGUGGACGGGAUGCACCAGAACUUGCCUCCCAUGGAGCGCGACAUGUACUGGAAUGAGGCAGCACCUCAGCCACCCUACACAGCUGCUUCCGCCAGGUCUCGUCGACAUUCCUUCAUGGGCUCCACCUUCAACAUCAGCCUGAAGAAAGAAGACUUAGAGCUUUGGCCAAAUGAGGGGGAUGACAUGGAUAAGAGAGAGACUGGUUGUGGCAACACCACUGGAUGCUUCUUAGGACUGCAACCCCAAAACUACCAUCCUCCCUGGAAAGACUUAAAGACCAAACUACUGUGUUCUAAGAACCCCUUCCUUGAAGACCAGUGUAAGGAUGCCAACCAGAAAAGCCAGAAAGAUAUCUGUAAACUUAAGGGUCUGGACUUCUUCAAAGGUGUUCCAGGGUUUAAAAGGAUAGGCUCCCAUCGUGGCCCACAGGCACCCGGCAGCCACACUCCUGAGCAGUCAGCACCUUCCAGCUCAGACACAGGUGAUGGGCCUUCCACAGAGUACCAAGAAAUCUGUCACAUGAAAAAGAAAACUGUGGAGUUUAACUUGAACAUUCCAGAGACAGAGAGUUCCACAGAACAUCUUCAGCAACACCGCUUGGACCAGCUGUCAACCAAUAUACAGGCUCUAAUGAAGGAACAUGCAGAGCCCUAUCCCUACAGGGAUGAAGCUGACAUCAAACCUGUUCUCUAUGAGUGA